GAAGCUCCGGAGGCAUUUUGUAUCCUCAACAUCAGGCGUCAUCAAGUCAGUUACCUUCUGCCUUUCAAGCUACAAUCUCAUCCACUUCUCUCAUUAAUCCUGAGCGCCAGUUUUCCCAUCCUGCUCAUUCCGCAGCCAUUCUCACCCUUUCUUGUCCACACUGCACACUCCUGAAUGUCCAUUCGUCUCCACCACCUCUGUCAUCUCUACACGACCUCCUUCUUUCCUGCUACAAUGCUUUGGGUAUCUAAGUAUUUCACAUUCUCCAAUCCUGGAAUCAUUUGGAAGAUUUUCUUUGUUUCUCUGUGCUACGGCAAGCUUUCUGUCUCGGGUAAACUAGAGACGAGAAUGGAGAAGCACACUUUGAUCGAGCUGGAGCUUAGCAGAGAUGCAUUAUUAUUUAAUCCUCCUAACAACCCAAUGAGCAAAGACAGGCUGAGGACUGCUACCAGAAAUCUAGAAGAGCUGUCAGGGAAGCACAUGGAAGAAAUUAAAGAAGUAGAAAAUUAUGCAAACCGUGUCUGUAACUUACCAGAGGAACAGGAAGCAUUUUCUCAUGGUUACGAAAAGGAAAGCAAGCAGCCUAGACAUGAGUUUAAAGGGCUCCAACUCAAACCGGAAGUGCAAAUAAAGGAGGUCGAAAUAUUGUAUCAAGAAGGCUUGUCUGAAAUAGCUCUGAGCAGCCCUAGUGAACAGAUUGCACACUUACUCAUGGAAAGAAGUACACUCUUGAGGAAACUGGAACGAGGGGAUCCCAAACCAGAAUCACAAAGAUGUCUGAGCAGUAACCUACAGAAAGAAUUUCCCCAGGAGAAAUUUGAACAAACUCACCAGCCUCUGCAAAGGGAACAUCAGAAACAUCAAGAACUUGUGCAUCAGUCUAAAAAAAGUCUGAGUGAGUCCCAUGAUGAAGACCCAGAAAAAGGUAAAAUAUCACAAAACUGCAGAGAGAAAGAUAUGGAACAAGUAACAAGGAGGUUAGGGAUGGCCCAUGAAGAGAUCCGAAGGCUCACUGAUGAACUGCAAGGGAAGGAGAAAGAACAGAGUAAAUUAGAUUCUGCACUUGAGAAGUCUCGACUAGAAAUUGAGAAAUUGAAAGAAAAUUUGAUAAAGCUGAAAGAAAAUGACUCAGUUGACCUACGGAAAGCAAAGGAACAUAAUCAGAGAUUGGAUGAGGAAAUUCUGGCUUUAAGAAAUCGAGUUCGAUCACUUGACUCAGAAAGAAAGGUACUUGGAGAAGAGGUUGAAAGGCUUAAAGGAGAAAUUUGUGAAUCUCAAGAGAAUAAGCAACUUGGAAACCACUCUCCUGGAAAAAUGAUAUUGAAAAUGAGCCAAGAAAAAAUUGAACUAUUUGAAAGUGAGUUGUCAGAAGAGAGAGAAAGGAAAAAGCAAUUGACAUCUGAUCUUAAUACUGUGCAGAAGGCUUUGAAAGUUGAAAGUGAGGUCUUGAAGCUUUCAGAAGAAUUUGAGCAAUUAAAUCAUUUUACUGUAGAGAGAAAAACUGCAGCUAAUUUAAUUACAACUGAAAAUAUCUGUAAAUAUCUUGUGUUUAAAGUACCAAUUUUGGAAGUAGAGAUUCAAAGCCCAAAGGAAGAGAGAGAGGAGCUCUGUCCUGAAUUAGGAGAAAGUAAGCAGAAGGAAAUUCCAGAGGAGGCAGUAAAGGAGGGCACUUUUCCAAGAGAGGGACAGAAGGAGGAGGACUCACAGCAGAAACAAGAUAUGAAAGGUGAAGAACAGCAGUUGACCUUGAAGCCUGAGGAAGUCGUGAGGCUCAGAGAAGGGCUGAGCUGUAUGAAUCAGAGCCUCCUUCAGUCUCAGAGCUCUGGGGAUAGCUCAGAUGACAGUAGCGUCCAGUAUCCAUCAUCUGGAGAAAAACGGAAAUACCAGCAGCAAGAGGAGCUACAGCAACUUCGCCAGAAUUUGCACCGGCUCCAGAUUCUAUGCAACUCAGCAGAAAAGGAGCUUCGAUAUGAGCGAGGAAAGAACUUGGACUUAAAGCAGCAUAACAGCUUACUUCAGGAAGAAAGCAUUAAGAUCAAAAUUGAACUCAAGCAGGCCCAGCAGAAGUUAUUAGACAGCGCAAAGAUGUGCUCUUCACUCACGGCUGAGUGGAAGCACUGUCAGCAGAAAAUCAAGGAACUGGAGCUGGAAGUACUUAAACAGGCUCAGAGCAUUAAAUCACAGAACAACCUACAGGAAAAGCUGGCUCAGGAGAAAUCUAGAGUUGCUGAUGCAGAGGAAAAGAUUUUGGAUCUGCAGCAGAAAUUAGAACAUGCUCACAAAGUCUGUCUCACAGACACUUGUAUUUUGGGGAGGAAGCAACUAGAGGAAAGGAUAAAAGAAGCAAUAGAAAAUGAAGCUAAAAUAAAGCAACAAUAUCAGGAAGAACAACAGAAGAGGAAACUCCUAGAUCAGAAUAUGAAUGAGCUACAAAUGCAAGUGAAAAUCUUAAAGGAUAAAGAGAAUCAACUGGAAAUGACCAGUUCUCAGCAACAAUCCAGAAUUCAGCAACAAGAGACCCAACUUAAACAACUGGAAAAUGAAAAAAGAAAAUCUGAUGAGCAUCUGAAGAGCAACCAGGAAUUGUCAGAGAAGCUGUCUGGGUUGCAGCAGGAGAAAGAAGCUCUACGUGAAGAGUAUGGGCAAUUUUUGAAGCGGCUUGAUGUCCAUGUGAGAAACUAUAAUGAGAAACAUCACCACCACAAAGCCAAGCUUCGCAGAGUCAAGGAUCGUUUAGUUCAUGAAGUAGAACUCCGAGAUGAGAGAAUCAAACAACUUGAAAAUGAGAUUGGAGCCCUGCAGCAACAAAUGGAAAAGGAGAAGGCAUUCCAGGGCCAGAUCACCACCCAAAAUGAUAUCCUGCUCCUAGAAAAGAGGAAACUUCUGGAGCAGCUCACAGAGCAAGAGGAAUUGAUCCACGGCAAUAAAUGGAUAAUAUCUUCGGUCCAGAGCAGAGUACUUUUCCUGGAUAAAGAAAAUAAGCAGCUACAAGAAAACAGUCUCCGGCUCACGCAGCAGGUUGGUCUCUUAGAGCGAAUCAUAAGGAGCAUCCAGAUCCGCAGAGGGGAGGAAACAAUUAGUGACAUCCCUGAAUUUGAAGUAUUGAAUAAAAUUGUGCCCUUACCAAACUCCAGUUUUUCAGGAACGGGUUUGAUAGAGUCAGCUGGAAGUCUUCAAGAAACUGAAGAACAUAGGUCAGAAGAAGCAAUGGUAAACGCCAAGUCCCUCGAGUCUCUUUCGUGUUCACAGAAUUCUGAAGCUGGAUACAUAAACGUGGCUUCUCUGAAAGAAAUACAUCACAUCCAAGAAUAAGGCCAAGUCAGAACUAUAAAAUCACUGGUGUCUAAAACUAGACUGAUCAAAGCUGCUAACUUAAAGCUCGGGCGUGAAGGUGGAGCAUGACGUGGAGAAGAGUUAUGACAGAUCCUCACUGGACGUCAACCAGGAGUCUUCAAAAUUGCUGAUAAAUUCAUUAAACCUGUUCUAAUAAUGGAUUUCUCAAGUUUGUUUGGUAUCCUCAAAUGCCUUGUAUUGAUCAAUGUCAUGACUUAAGUUCAGUGGUUUAAUUAGGGUUUUUUUUUUAAGAUUUCUUUUUUGAUGUAGACCAUUUUUUUUUAAAGCCUUUAUUGAAUCUGUUACAAUAUUGCUUCUGCUUUUUGUUUUCGUUUUUUGGCCCCAAGGCAUGUGGGCUCUUACCUCCCCAACCAGGGAUCGAACCCACACCCCCCUGCACUGGAAGGCAAAGUCUUAACCACUGGACCACCAGGGAAGUCCCUAAUUAGGUUUUUGUUCAGUAGAGCACAUAUACAGCUAAUUCAGCAUUCUUUCUAUUCUUAUUAUCUGGGUCUUUUCUUAUUUAUUUUUUAAUUUAAAAGUAAAAACAAUGUAAUCACGUUAAAGCAAAUAUUUGAGGAAAAAAAACCUAUAAAGCCCACAUUCUUAACACAACUAUUUUCAUUUAUUCUUUUCUGGUCCUUAUUCAAAUGUAUAUAUUUUCAAUGGUUAUCAUAUUGUAUAUUCAUUUUCAUAGUCUGAUUUUAAAUUUAAUAUUUCAUAAAACAUUUUCCCAUGUUUCAACAGUCUUCAUAAUUAUUCUUUCAAAAGCCACAUGGUAGGGCUUCCCUGGUGGCACAGUGGUUAAGAAUCCACCUGCCAAUGCAGGGGACACGGGUUCGAGCCCUGGUCUGGGAAGAUCCCACAUGCCACGGAGCAACUAAGCCUGUGUGCCGCAACUACUGAGCCUGCACUCUAGAGCCCAUGAGCCACAACUACUGAGCCUGUGUGCUGCAACUACUGAAGCCCGCGUGCCUAGAGCCUCUGCUCCACAACAAGAGAGGAUGCUGCAAUGAGAAGCCCGUGCACCACAACGAAGAGUAGCCCCUGUUUGCCGCAGCUAGUGAAAGCCCAUGCGCAGUAACAAAGACCCAGUGCAGCCAAAAAUAAAUAAAUAAAAAUAAAUAAAUAAAAAUUUUAAAAGCCACAUGGUAUUCUAUCAUGUUGAUGUCCUAUAAAUUCUCUUGUUGUUUGACCUUUGUUUCUACUUUUUUACUAUUUAAGAUUAUGCUGUGAUGAAAGUGUUUGUAGAUGUAGCUCUUUUCUUCUCUUGAGU
Molecule: messenger RNA, 4609 nt
Organism: Globicephala melas (long-finned pilot whale)
Lineage: Eukaryota; Metazoa; Chordata; Mammalia; Artiodactyla; Delphinidae
Gene: CCDC30
Product: coiled-coil domain containing 30
Source: RefSeq, a predicted model, not a curated record